AUGAAUUUGUCAUGCUUGGCAACCAUCCCCACCAAGCACCACACCACCAUCCCCACCAAGAAGUCUGAGACAUUCUCAACAUUCUCGGACAACCAACCUGGUGUCUUGAUCCAGGUGUACGAGGGUGAGCGUGCGCGCACGAAGGACAACAACUUGCUCGGCAAGUUUGAGCUGUCUGGCAUUCCCCCAGCACCUCGUGGUGUUCCUCAGAUUGAGGUCACCUUCGACAUUGACGCCAACGGUAUCCUGAACGUCUCCGCAUCUGACAAAACUACCGGUAAGUCAAAUCACAUCACAAUCACCAACGACAAGGGCCGCUUGUCUGCAGAGGAGAUCGAGCAGAUGGUCAAUGAGUUUCUUUUUUCAUUUUCACUCUCUUCAAACGACGGGUAA
Suillus plorans is the source of this 393-nucleotide messenger RNA. Its product is annotated as putative heat shock cognate protein. Gene Ontology annotation, biological process: protein refolding; vesicle-mediated transport; cellular response to unfolded protein. NCBI's taxonomy places the organism in Eukaryota, Fungi, Basidiomycota, Agaricomycetes, Boletales, Suillaceae. The record is from RefSeq and is a predicted model, not a curated record. Bases 1 to 393 code for a protein of 130 amino acids. Gene Ontology annotation, cellular component: nucleus; plasma membrane; cytosol. Gene Ontology annotation, molecular function: ATP binding; ATP-dependent protein folding chaperone; misfolded protein binding. The transcript has a single exon.